Molecule: messenger RNA, 3285 nt
Organism: Theileria equi strain WA
Lineage: Eukaryota; Apicomplexa; Aconoidasida; Piroplasmida; Theileriidae
Product: RecF/RecN/SMC N terminal domain-containing protein
Exons: 1
Coding region: 1-3285 (1094 amino acids)
Biological process (GO): double-strand break repair via homologous recombination
Cellular component (GO): Smc5-Smc6 complex
Molecular function (GO): ATP binding; ATP hydrolysis activity
Source: RefSeq, a predicted model, not a curated record
AUGGUCUCAUUACGCGAUGGAGCGAUCAAAUACAUCUCCAUGGAAAAUUGGAUGGCAUAUACGGGUCCAGUCAUAUUAAAUGCUCAACCUGGUGUAAAUAUUAUUGCUGCUGCAAACGGAUCUGGUAAGAGCGCAAUAGUUUGUGCUAUAGCAUUGUCACUGGGCUUUGAUGUGAGCAUUUUGUCUAGAGGAGAUAAUAUUAGAUCAUUCGUUAAGAGAGGUUCAACAAAAGCUGUUCUAAAGAUAGGUAUAGUGGACAACGCUAGUGCGAAUGGAAUCAUACAUAUAAAAAGAAGAAUCUCUCUAUCAGAAAGCAUUUCUAAGAACAAAUCCUCAGAAUCUGGCAACAAAUCAGAAGGUACGACCGUAAAACACAAUACAAACGUAAAGAAUGAAUGGUUUAUAGAUGACAAACCUGUAACAUUGGAUUAUAUAAAAUCACUACAUAUGAAACUAAACAUUCAAGUUAAUAAUUUGUUGACAUUUCUAGCUCAAGCCAAUGUAGGAAAAUUUGCAGCCAUGAACCAACACGAGCUAUUUCGUUCUACGCUCAAAGCUGUAGAUCCUCAACUAUAUACAGACUUAGAUUUGCUAAUAGAUUUGACGAAUCAAUUAAAGAGUAGAACUUCAAAGAGCCAACUAAUUGAACAGGAAUUGAACUCUUGUAACAUAAAACUCUCGGAGCUUAAUGCAAUAAAUGAUAGUAUGAUAAAACUUAGAGAAGCACAACUAUACAGUAGUAUAACCAAGCUGAGGCUUCACAAAAUCAAAGUGUCCAAUUUAAACAAAGGUCUUGCUACAACAAAGAAAAAUAUAGCCGAUUACAAUGGAUACAUUUCAAGGGAUGAGGGAGAACUGAAAAUGUUACAGCGUAAAUUUGAUAAAACUAAGAAAGAGGCUAAUAAUCUUCUAGAACAUGCCAAGGACAGGAUGAGAUCAGCUACAGAAUUGAAUGAUCUGAAUUCAACUGUAACUGUUAAUGGAGAACCACAUAAAGUUUUUGAGGAACCGAAUAAUAAUGUAAUUGAUAAGAUAUACUUUCAAUCCAUCACAAAUUUAAAGAAAUUACUAUCAGAUUUCAAAAGUGAGGUAUCGCGAAGAAAAAUCUCUGAAGACAAUGUUGAUAAACUAAAGGAAAAAUUAGAGUUUUUGAACAAAGAAAUUGCUUCAAUCCGUUCGACUAUGGUAAGUACAAACGAGCUUGUAGAUAAAAUAGCUGAAUGUAAAAUAACGGAGGAAUCCUUACGUUAUAGAUUGCAAAAAUUUAAUUCAAAACAAACGAAAAGUUUUAGUGAGACACAGCUUGAUUCCUUAUUAAAAAGAUUGCCAUAUACUAAGCGGGAACAUUUUAAUCUUUAUAUAAAGCACUGCCAGAAACAUAAUAUUACACCACAAAACAUCGUAAUUAAUGAUCUAAAGGUCAAUGGAAAAUUAAAUUGUUGUAUUGUAGAGGAAAGUUUAGGAAAAUAUCUAGAAUGCUUUAUUCUAGAUAACACUGAUUAUAACGCAAACAUUUCAUUAUUAAAAGAUUUUAGAUUGCCAAUGAUCACUAUACCAGAAGUGGAACAUAUAUUGUGUAAUGUUACACCAAAAAUGAAGGAAUUUGGUGUUGUUGCAUUUUUGCAUGAAAUAAUAGAUUCCAGCUCUAUUACUAAGCAAGUAUUAUCUAGUGUUGCUCAAAUAAAUGAAAGUUUUAUCGUAGAUGGUCGUAAGUUAAAUAUUAAUAAUAAAAAUGAGGGCUUCUAUACUAGAUUUUAUAAGAUUAUGAUUGAAGAAAUUAGUUAUCAAUUGGGUAGACCUAUAAAUACACUAAAAUAUUAUAUAGGUAACAAGAAACAUAUUUACAAACUGAUUCAAGGUAAUGAUGAUCUAUAUACAGAUACGGAAACUACAAUAAACCAACCAAAAAUUCUCAUUGAUUAUUCCAAUUAUCAAAAUUGUGGGAAUGAUCGUGAAGAUGUUGAAAAAAUACAAAUAGAAUUGAACCGUAUAACUGAUCAAUUAUAUUCACUAAAUAAACAAUUAAACGAACAAAACAAUGCAAAUAAACACAUAAGUCGUAAGCUAUAUGCCUUAACAAGACAGCAAAUUUCGGUAGAAAAAUCGUUAAAAUCUCUCUUUCCCACAUCAGAAUCACAGAAGGAUAGGAACUGGCGUACGGAGUUAAAAGAAACAAAAAUGAAGCAAAUUGAAUUUAUUAAUAAAGCCAUAUCAAUAAAGACUGAUAUUAUUAUGAAGUGGUUAGAAAAAUCAUCUGAUAUUAGAAACAACCUAUAUGAAGCCAAUCGCACAUAUAAAUUAUAUCUCAAUAGUGAAAUUGAGCUUAAGCAAAUUCAAGAUGCACUAAACACAUCUACAGAUGCCCUUAAGCUUCUUAAAACAAAGUUAGAAACUUUGCAAAAUACUCAAAAGGAACAAGAAGAAAGAAUCUCAUUUUAUAACGAUAGCAUUAGAGAAUUGGAGAACUCUAUUAAGAGUAGCAAGUUAUCGAAUCCAGUAGAUGGUAGCCAAAGGAAAAGUACAGCAGAAAUUAUUAAAGAAUUUGCUACAAAAAUUAACCAUCUAAAUGAAGGAGAAUUGGAAAAGGAGUUGAUUAGGGCUGAAAACCAAGUAAAACAGUUGGAGAGUGAUGAUUGUGAACAAUCUCAGAUUAUUAAAAAAAUAAACGAAGGUGAAAUGUUAAAGAUGAAGCUUAUACAAGAUCUGAAGGAUAUAAAACAAUCAAUUGAGGCUACAAACAUGGAAAGGAAUGCAAAGUUUUCAGAUUGGUCUACUGAAAUAAAAUCACUUGUAAAAGAAAUUGAUACAAAGUUUGGUAGAUAUAUGGAAUAUAUUGGUGAUGGUUCUGCUGGUCAAGUUAGAUUAGAUAUUGACUUAGAUAACAUUAAGGAAUCAAAGAUCAGGAUACUAGUAAAAUUUUCAAGAGAAAAGGAUCUUCUACCAUUAACAACAUCUUAUCAAUCCGGUGGUGAGCGUGGUGUUACCACUAUGGUUUACAUUUUGGCUGUACAAUAUAUCACCAAGAAUGCUUUUUUUGUGAUAGACGAAAUCAAUCAAGGCCUAGAUUCUCAUUAUGAAAGGAAGUUGAUGACACUCUUACUGGAUGAUGCCAUAGAUUUUCGUGAAGAAGUUUCAUAUGAUUCAAAGAAAGCAAAACUUGGUAGUCCGCAAUAUUUCAUCUUAACUCCUCAACUCAUCCCCGGGAUCGACUUGCGUAAAGCAACAUUACAUUUUCCAUUAAAUGGCUCUGGUAUUGGCUCAGAUUUGACUGUUUUAUGGUAUUGA